AUGGCAGCUGCAACAACUGCAAGCCAAGCUAUAUGGUUACGACGAAUAUUAGCAGAUAUGGGCGAUGAACAAACUAAGCCGACGAUAAUCUAUUGCGAUAACAAGUCUGCAAUAGCAAUGGCGAAGAAUCUGGUUCAACACAGCCAAACUAAGCACAUAGCCAUCAAAAAUUGUCCUCUGUUGAAACUUGCUCCGCUCGAAGCAGUCCUGUUCGACAUUGAUGGCACAUUGUGCGAUACGGAUCCCCUGCAUUAUGAUGCUUUCCGCGAGAUGCUCCAAGAGAUUGGCUUCAACGGCGGUGUUCCGAUCGACGAGGACUUUUUCGUCAAGAAUAUUGCUGGGAGACACAAUGAAGAUAUCGCUUCCAUCCUUUUCCCAGAUGAUCACGAGAGAGGCGUCAAAUUUCUCGAUGAUAAGGAAGCCAUGUUCAGAAGGUUUUCUUACCGCGCAUUUUUUUUAAUUUUGAAUGGGAAUUACAGAAUAGUUAAGGAGAAAAUCGAACCGGUGAAGGGCUUACAUAAACUGACAAAAUGGAUCGAAGAUCGUGGGUUGAAACGAGCUGCUGUCACUAACGCUCCUAGAGAAAAUGCCGAGCUGAUGAUCUCACUUCUUGGACUGUCGGAUUUCUUUCAAGCUCUUAUUCUUGGAAGUGAUUGCGAACAUGCAAAACCUUUCCCAGAUCCCUAUUUAAAGGCACUUGAAAUACUCAACGUGUCCAAGGAGCACACAUGUGUAUUCGAGGAUUCAGUUUCAGGGAUAAAAGCUGGGGUUGCAGCGGGAUUGCCUACAGUGGGAUUGACGACUAGGAAUCCAGCAGAGCUACUUAUGGAAGCAAAGCCUGCUCUACUCAUCAAAGAUUACGAAGAUGCUAAACUAUGGACUGUUUUGGAUGAACUUGACAAAACGGCUUCGGUGAAAACAGGUGCAGAAUGAUUCGUACACAUGAUGAUUAAUAGCUUCCCAAUUUGGUAUAAAUGGAGCUUCACAAUUCAAACUGUGAAAAUAAAACCGAGUGUUCGUCGCUAGGAAAAUCCCGUUAGUGAUUUUUUUCGAAACAUAUGAUUCGGUCUCCACUUUUUUUUUUUUUGUUGGUUAUUGAACAGGAAAGGCAUCUACAUAUUUCUUUCCUAUUAUUUUUGUGUAUUGUCUUUAAGGAAAUCUGGAUGGUUUGCAAGAUAUUAGAAUUAAUAUUGUUGUAGGUCAAACUAGAUGAGCAUGUUCAUUCCUGCUUAUUUCUAAAAUUAUGGAAUUAUC
Molecule: messenger RNA, 1254 nt
Organism: Erythranthe guttata (spotted monkey flower)
Lineage: Eukaryota; Viridiplantae; Streptophyta; Magnoliopsida; Lamiales; Phrymaceae
Source: RefSeq, a predicted model, not a curated record